This is a messenger RNA of Pisolithus orientalis, 1009 nucleotides long. Its product is annotated as TLC domain-containing protein. The transcript is spliced from 10 exons. Bases 110 to 967 code for a protein of 285 amino acids. The record is from RefSeq and is a predicted model, not a curated record. NCBI's taxonomy places the organism in Eukaryota, Fungi, Basidiomycota, Agaricomycetes, Boletales, Pisolithaceae. Gene Ontology annotation, biological process: lipid homeostasis. Gene Ontology annotation, cellular component: membrane; endoplasmic reticulum.
GGUCUUAGAACUCUCAGAAUACGUGCUUAUAAGAGGUUGCAGCCCCGGCUCUGGUCUCGUGCUAGCAGCUUCGCGUCCGUCCUUGUGGCAUCUUCAGUCCUGCCCCGUCAUGCCGUUUGUCCAAGAUAUCCGCUCGUUUAUUCGUGAAUCGUCGCGGCCAGUUGCAGAAAGGCUCCAUCUGCAUAUCCUCCCGGACUACUCCGACAUCAUGGUCAUCUCUGCUCUGUUCUUUUUCACUCUGCACCAUACCAUAUCUCCUGUAAUAAGCAGAAUCCUCUUCCCGGUCUCAUACGGCAAGGCCAACAAGAAGACGCGUAACAACUGGGAUGCCCACGUAGUCUCUCUUGUCCACGCAGCGUUGAUCGUUGCCCUCUCUCUGCGAUGCCUGAACAUACCCACCCUGAGUUCCGAUCGUGUCUUCGGUUUCCACAACGGCUCGACCUUUGUUUCUGCCAUCGCAUGCGGGUAUUUUAUAUGGGAUGCAACGGAAGCAAUUGUACAUUACACAGAAUUUGGUUUCGUGCUUCAUGGUAUCGCGUGCUUCUUGGUCUUUAUACUUGGCAGUAGACCAUUUGCACACUACCACGCCGUGCGCUUCUUGUUAUGGGAAGUGAGCACCAUAUUCCUCGAUAUCCAUUGGUUUUUGGACAAGACCGGGAAGACGGGUAGCGUUAUCCAGCUCAUAAAUGGCGUAGCGUUGCUCGGAACGUUUGCCAGCGUACGACUGAUCUGGGGUGGCAUAAUCUCAUACGACUUUUGGAAGACGCUGCACAGCGUGUUCAACCAGCUUCCAUUGUUUUAUGUUGUGGUGUACGGAAGUGGAAACGUCAUGCUCAACCUUCUCAACUGGUUCUGGUUCACCAAGAUGAUCGCUGCGCUUCGAAAGCGCUUCUCCUCCAACGGCAACGCCAAUGGUAAUGACAUUCACCGGAAAAGCAACGGCGAUAUGGAACAUAAACAAUUUUAAUGCAUCAAGCCGAACAUAGUCCAUCCAGGGAUGACGGACCAA